GUACAACUUGCCAAAUGCCAUAUCAGCGUGUCGGAAAGAACCACCGAAUGCGAAAGAGAGAGAGAGAGAGAGAGAGAGAGAGAGAGAGAUACUGGUGCUGUUUCUGAUCUCUCUUGUCCGAUCGCAAGCAGAUUGGUCUGUAAAGGGCGGUAGACUGUUGAGGCGGUGUUGGUAAUAGGAAGAGGAGUAAAGAAAAUUAACUCAAAACAAGAGGAGAGGGAGAGAAGGGAUGGUAGGGCGGUGGCGGUCGAGCGCGGCGGCGGCGGCGGGGUGGGUGGUGGCGGUGGCGCUGGUGUGGGCCACGGCGCUGAUGCUCCCGAGCUCCGCCGGCGAUCCCUUCGCUUACUUCGAUUGGGAUGUCUCCUACAUCACCGCUUCCCCUCUCGGCGUCCCCCAGAAGGUGAUCGCGAUCGCGAAGCAGUUUCCCGGCCCCAUUAUGAACGUUACCACCAACUGGAAUGUGGUCGUUAACGUACUCAACAGCUUGGAUGAGCCUGUCCUCCUGACCUGGGACGGAAUCCAGCACCGGAAGAACUGCUGGCAGGAUGGGGUGAUGGGCACCAACUGCCCUAUCCCCCCGGGCUGGAACUGGACCUUCCAGUUCCAGGUGAAGGACCAGAUCGGCAGCUUCUUCUACUUCCCCUCCCUCGGCCUCCAGCGAGCUGCUGGUGGCUAUGGUGGGAUCACUGUCAACAACCGUGAAGUCAUCGCCGUGCCAUUUGGGAAGCCAGAUGGGGACAUCACCCUCUUUAUCGGGGAUUGGUACAUCAAGAACCACACGGACCUGAGGAAGGCGCUCGAUGAUGGGAAGGACCUCGGAAUGCCUGAUGGAGUUCUGAUGAAUGGGAAGGGGCCGUAUCGUUAUAAUACUACGCUUGUUCCUGAUGGGAUUGAUUAUGAAACCAUCAACAUAGAACCGGGCAAAACAUAUCGCUUCCGUGUUCACAAUGUUGGCAUCUCAACUAGCUUGAACUUCAGAAUUCAAAAUCACAACCUUCUUCUUGUGGAGACAGAAGCAUCAUACACUGUGCAACAGAAUUAUACCAACCUCGAUAUCCAUGUUGGUCAGUCAUACUCCUUCUUGGUUACCAUGGAUCAGAAUGCAAGCAGUGACUACUACAUUGUAGCAAGUGCUAGGUUCCUAAAUGAGUCACUAUGGAGUAGAGUUACUGGUGUUGCCAUUUUGCACUACUCAAAUUCCAAAGGCAUGGCAUCUGGUCCUCUUCCUGAUUCCCCUAACGAUUUCUAUGAUAAGACCUUUUCGAUGAACCAAGCCAGAUCUAUCAGGAUGAAUGUAAGUGCUGGUGCUGCACGUCCUAAUCCUCAAGGAUCAUUUAGAUAUGGUUCGAUUGAUGUGACCCAGGUGUAUGUUUUGAGAAAUAUGCCUCCUGUGAUCAUCAAUGGAAAACGCAGGGCUACACUAAAUGGUAUAUCAUAUUCUCCUCCUGUUACUCCUCUAAGGCUUGCUGAUGAGUACAACAAGCAGGGAGUUUAUACACUUGAUUUCCCCAUUAGACCACUCAAUAGACCACCUCAACUUGGAACGUCUGUGAUCAAUGGCACGUACAAGGGUUUCAUGGAAAUUAUAUUCCAAAACAAUGAUACUAUGGUUCAGACAUACCACAUGGAUGGAUAUGCAUUCUUUGUAGUGGGGAUGGAUUAUGGUGAGUGGACAGAGAACAGUAGGGGUACAUACAACAAGUGGGAUGGUGUUUCUCGCUGCACAACACAGGUUUUCCCAGGGGCAUGGACUGCUGUCCUAGUCUCACUGGAUAGUGUAGGUUUUUGGAAUGUACGAGUGGAGAAUCUUGAUACAUGGUACCUUGGCCAGGAGGUGUAUGUAAGAGUCGUCAAUCCUGAAGACAAUUCAAACAGGACAGAGUUGCCAAUGCCAGAUAGUGUCCUCUAUUGCGGUCUCCUCAAAGAUAAGCAGAAGCAGCAGAUUCCUCAUGGCUCUCAAACUUCAUCUUUUUUCAUCACAUAUGUAAGGGGCAUGCUGCUUUCAUCAAUGAUGAUUUUGGCUUCAGUUGCCAUUUUCCCAUAAUUAGUUGAGGUUAGACCGUAAGUGUGUUUGAUAGGGGGCAUUUUUAACCCCUUUGAGCAGCGUGACUUGUUUUAAGUAACUUAGGAGAGUCGAGGUUCUUAGGUCUGCAAAUCAUGUCAAUUUGAUGUUAAAUUAUUGUGCUUCUUAUGAUCUCCAUGCUUCUUUUGUGAUCAUUCAUUUAGCCAUCGAAAAUUACUGAUCAUUUGUCAAUGCAACUUUCAGUUCUUGUUCAAGUUCUUGCCGGUGAGGCAUGG
Molecule: messenger RNA, 2298 nt
Organism: Musa acuminata AAA Group (dessert banana)
Lineage: Eukaryota; Viridiplantae; Streptophyta; Magnoliopsida; Zingiberales; Musaceae
Product: monocopper oxidase-like protein SKU5
Exons: 9
Coding region: 230-2044 (604 amino acids)
Cellular component (GO): plasma membrane
Molecular function (GO): oxidoreductase activity; copper ion binding
Source: RefSeq, a predicted model, not a curated record